Copidosoma floridanum is the source of this 948-nucleotide messenger RNA. Its product is annotated as arrestin domain-containing protein 2-like. Gene Ontology annotation, biological process: protein transport. Gene Ontology annotation, cellular component: cytoplasm. NCBI's taxonomy places the organism in Eukaryota, Metazoa, Arthropoda, Insecta, Hymenoptera, Encyrtidae. The record is from RefSeq and is a predicted model, not a curated record.
AUGGUACUUCAAGAAUUCAAAAUAGUCUUGGACAAUCCGGAUGGCACUUACCACUCGGAGGAACUCCUAAGCGGGAAAAUUGUUGUCAGGCUUGAUUCCCCCAGAAUAACACGAGGCAUAAAAUUAAGCAUCAAAGGAGAUGCCCUUACGAAAUGGGAUUCUUACGGGUAUUUCGGUGGUAAAGUCCAUUACGUCUUCAUGUCUGGUCACGAGAAACUCUUGAAGCAUCAUUUUUAUGCCUUUGGAUCGGAAUCUGGCCCAGAAAUCGAAUUGCCCGCGGGAACGCAUACUUAUCCCUUUCAAUACGCACUUCCUCCCAAUUUGCCAAGCAGCUUCAAGUCCGACAACGGACGCAUCCGAUACAAAAUCAAAGCCAUUCUCAAUCGGCCGUGGAGGUUCAAUCACAAAACCAAAACAGCCUUUACACUCGUCUCGCAUUUGGAUUUGAAUAAAGUGCCAAGCGCUUUGGAACAAGUGAACCUCAACAGGUACAAAACGUUUUGUUGUCUCUGCUGCGCCACUGAAGAACUGGCCGUCAAUCUUAGACUACCCGUGAGAGGAUACGUCCCAGGAGAGGUCAUACCGAUCAAGGUCAGUAUCGAAAACCUAUCAGGCAUGAGGAUCGGUAUGGUCAAGCACAAGUUGGUGAAGAUCGUGACGUAUCUCGCAACCUUUCCGUACACGUCCAAGAAAAUCGACAAGUCCGUUGUCUCGGAGGUGAGCAGAGGUCCCAUAAGUGACAGCGAGGAAACCAAUUACGACGUAAACUUGGACGUGCCACCUUUGCUUCCGGCGUCGUUUCUCAAUCAUUGCAAAAUCAUCGAUUUGGAGUACGAGUUGUUAACGGAAGCUUGUAUUUCGAAGCUAUGCUACGAAAAUAUGAGGAUUAGAACCAAAAUUUUUAUCGGAACUGUACCUCUGUCCAGGUUCAACAGACAUCUCAGGUGA